Molecule: messenger RNA, 1779 nt
Organism: Blastomyces dermatitidis ER-3
Lineage: Eukaryota; Fungi; Ascomycota; Eurotiomycetes; Onygenales; Ajellomycetaceae
Exons: 5
Coding region: 1-1779 (592 amino acids)
Source: RefSeq, a predicted model, not a curated record
AUGAAGGUCAAAAAUAUCAUUAAGAGAAACGAUUUGGAGACGGAGAGAAGGGAGCCCUUGUCUUGGAUUGCUAACCCGGUGGCCACCGGGCCUGAAACCCAGCAGAAUGACCAUCUCAUCUUGGAACCCAGUUCUCAGGGGAGUUCCCGACUGGUGAACUUGGAUAGUAGUACACAGAAGAUGUGCUCGGAAAACAAGCUCCCGCUCUUCAGGAAGCGUAAAGCUGCGCCCAUUGAAUUGUUCUAUGACUUGUUCUUCGUCGCCAAUCUGUCAAGCUUCACAUCGACACAUGAAAUAAAUACCACGGCCAACCUAACGGCGUAUGCCGGGUACAUUUCAUUGCUUUGGUUCGUAUGGCUCCAGACUACCUUCUUCGAUCUCCGAUUCCAUACCGAUUCCGCUCUGUCACGGGUAUUCAGAGCCGCACAUCUAGGGAUCAUGGCCGGCUUCGCUGUCUUGGGACCUAACUUCGACCCAUCAAAUCCCUCGUCAAAGCCGAAUGAGUUUCGGAACAUGAGCUUCGUUCUAAUGACUUCUCGAAUCAUCCUGGCUCUCCAGUAUGCCUCCAUCGUAUGGUAUAUAAAGGGGUACAAGAGGACGGUUUUUCCAACUUUGCUGGUCAUUGCCACGGUUUUUACUACCGCAAUGGCGUAUCUGGGUCUCGCGUUCACGUUCACCAGGACCAGCGGCCAUUUGGCUUUCCUUGCAUGGUAUGUUAUUGGGGCGGUGGAGGCGGUGUUCAUGAUAUCUAUCUCCAGCUUUUGGAGGGUGCUUAGUUUCAAGGAGACAGCUAUCAUCGAGAGAUUUAAUGGGAUGACAUUGAUUGUUCUAGGAGAAGGAGUAGUCGGGAUGACCAAAGCCGCCACCAGUGUAGCCCAAGGAGCAACAAACAUCCCCAAAUCUUCCAUUGGUCUUAUCAUAAGCUACAUCCUUGUCAUUUAUUUCAUCUAUAUAAUAUACUUUGACCAGAUUUCAGAGGAACGGUUCGGCAGCAUACGUCAGCAGAUAUGGGCCAUUUUACACUUCCCGUUACACAUGGCAAUCCUUCUCACCAUUGAAGGCAGUCGUGGAUGGAUCAUGUGGAAUGUCGCCAACCGUAUCGUGGAGCAUGCUACCUUGAAAGCCAGCAUGUUCUUUGACGGGCUUUCGGCAUCGCAAAACUCAACCGCAGCACAGGGGUUGGUCAAUGACCUGGAGCUAAUCGUCACCGCUGUCUCCGAUCGGCUCCGGUCCCCCCAACCAGUACCGGACUUUAAACCGAUAUACAACCGGCUCCUCGCCCUCUCCGACAACGACAACAAUUGGGGCGCCGAAACCUCCGCGCUUUUCGAAGAGUUUUUCAACAAGCUUUACCUCUGGGUUAUGCGCACAUUUGGCAUUGUGCUGCCGCAGCUAGACGGCUCCGGAAAGCAGAUCCUUGAGCAGCAGAACAAGGAAGUUUCCAGCAAGUUCUAUGUGUUGUUUGCCUACUUCUUCAUAGCCGCUGGGCUGACGCUUGUGUUCCUUGCGUCGCUGCAUUGGUUCGGCAAAAUGCAUAAAACGCGUGGCGAGAUGCUGUCCAUCGUUCUUACUACGCUGAUUGGGGCCGGUCUGGCGUUUAUCUCACUGUUUGUUACGGUUGCAAAAAAAGCAGCUGCCAUCGCAGAGACGCCCUUUUCGAGUUUCCUGACGAGCGGGUGGAUUGUGCCAACUGUGGUUCUCACUUAUGGGCUCGUCGUUGUGAUUGAUAACUUGAUUGUUUGGGCAUCACACAGGCGCUGGAUUAGGUGGGCACACUAG